This is a messenger RNA of Colletotrichum paranaense, 588 nucleotides long. RefSeq lists its product as uncharacterized. The record is from RefSeq and is a predicted model, not a curated record. Bases 1 to 588 code for a protein of 195 amino acids. The transcript has 2 exons. NCBI's taxonomy places the organism in Eukaryota, Fungi, Ascomycota, Sordariomycetes, Glomerellales, Glomerellaceae.
AUGUGGGGAGCGGAAGGUGCCAUUAUGAAGGAAAACGCAAUCGUCUACGACGAUGAGGACUUUGUGGAAACUCUUCUUCGGGAUGUGGCUAUAAUGUUGAUGACUGAGUGCCAUGCGGAUGUUGAAGACGAGCAUAUCAAACUUGUAACCCAGGGCUCAACCCACGACUGGAAAGCCAUGAUUGUGGCCCUAUCGCUAGUCCACCUGCACGGGUUAAGGGCUAAUUCCCACGGGAUCGUCAGGGAACUUGCCUCAAUGAAGGAGUUCAUACUCCCCUCCAGACUACUGGGCUGCGGUAUCAAUCACAAUGGAGAAAUAGACUGCGAUCGUCAGGUCUCGAACGUCCAGACUCCUCUUUGGACCGCAUCUUCUCGUGGGCCCCUCCGUGAGGGUGUUCACGAUGUGGAUGGACCCUCAGCGAGGUCUCCAUCUCGACUCUGGAUCAACGUUCAACCCAGACGAUUCGUAGCGGCUAAGGUAGCCGCUUCUUCGCCUACUCAUGUAUCCGUAGAGAAACUCCACAACGGCGUGUGUGUUGUAGACGCUGGGGGGUUUUCUAGCACGAUACGAAUCCCCGAUGACCCAUAA